Sitophilus oryzae (rice weevil) is the source of this 2117-nucleotide messenger RNA. RefSeq names its product putative nuclease HARBI1. The transcript is spliced from 2 exons. NCBI's taxonomy places the organism in Eukaryota, Metazoa, Arthropoda, Insecta, Coleoptera, Curculionidae. The record is from RefSeq and is a predicted model, not a curated record. The coding region runs from base 963 to 2051 and encodes 362 amino acids.
AAUAAACCAGAAAAUUAGUUAAACUGGUUCUAAGACGUAGCUUAAAGUUUAUCCAAAAUUUCUGAACUUUCUUAAUUUUGAAACGGAUGAUGAUCCUUCUUUCUUUUCAAUCUGAAUCCUAAUGAUAGUAGAUAUUCUUGAUUGGAACGUGUUAAUUCUUUUAACUGUUUCUUACUACUGAACCGUCUCUGAAAACUCUUUUGUUUUAUAUACAGUUCAUUGGACGGUGUAUAAGAAUCAUUAUUAUAGAUAAAUACCAUUAUGUUUCUUUAGAUGUAAACGUACCGUUACUAACUCGUUUCUAAAAUUGAUUAGUCUUCCAUCUUGAUCUGUUAUUUUAAGUAUAAUUUCAUCAACAUAGCCCAUGCUGAUUGGUAAAUAUAUUACAUUUGAUGGUUUUUCAACGAUUUUAAAUCCUGGAGCGGUGGUAGGAUAAAACAUGAAUGAUAUGAACUGGCUUUCCAUUGUUAUAUGAAUUUGUUACAAGAUUACAUUCUAUCGUAAUUCACUUUAAAAAUAUCAACAGGGUUCUUUGAUAUGUGUAUCUGGUUCUCUUUUAAUAUUUGAUUACUAAAACCUAACAGACUUCCAAUAGAGUUUUCCUUUGAAAAAUCAACAGAUUUAUUACAUUUAAGUUCACACUGUAAUAUGUUAUGAUUUGCCUCUAUAGAAAUAUCCACUUACAACCGAUUUCAUAAUCAAUUUAAAGUUAACUUUAACUACUAAAGCUCCUUUAACUUCUAAUAUGGAUUUCAUAAUUCAUUUUUAAACCUCCUUUAGUGCUAAAGGCACUUUAAAUUUAAACCGCCAGGUUAUCCACUUUCAGACGCUAAAGUUGACUUUAAAGCUUCUUUAAAGUGAUAACCUAACCUCAAUUCAGUUUAAUCUUUAGUUUUGGUUCAGCCACGUUUUGUCAUUUGUGCGUUUUGUAAAAACUUCGUUGUUUUUUAUUUGAUUAUAAAAUGAAUUUAAUGGAUACGGAUACUUCAUCAAGUUCGAGUUCAUCAGAAGAAGAAUUAGUUUUUGUUCGGAGAAGAAAAAUAUACCGAGAUCGUCAAAAUUAUUACGAACUAUACGAUGAUUUGGAUUUUUUCUGUAGAUUUCGUUUGACGAAACCUACAGUAAUGCAAGUACUAGGAGAGAUUGAACCGCAAAUCCGUUUACCUACAAAUAGAGGAGGAUGUGUCCCACCCUUGCUACAAUUAUUGCUAACAUUAAGAUUUUUUGCCACUGGGUGUAUGCAGAUUACUGCUGCUGAUUUUAUCGGUGUAUCGAGGGCUACGGCAUGUCGUGUUAUAUCAAGGGUAACAACAGCAUUAGCAGCUCUAAGGCCUAGAUAUGUGAAGAUGUAUUCCGAUAAUGCCGAAAUGCAAAGAGCAUCAGAAGAUUUUUAUGGCUUAGCGUCGUUUCCAAGAGCAAUAGGAGCAAUAGACUGCACUCUGAUAAAAAUUGAUUCGCCUGGAGGAGAAGAUGCAGAAAUCUUCAGGUGCAGAAAGGGUUUUUUUGCAUUAAAUGUUCAGACUAUUAGUGAUGCUAAAUUAAAAAUCCGAAACAUUGUUGCAAGGUGGCCAGGAUCUGUACACGACCAAACUAUUUUUAAUAAUAGUCAAGUCAAAAGAGAAUUUGAAACAGGCAGGUACGGAAGGUAUAUUUUAGUUGGAGAUAGUGGAUAUGCAUUAAAAAAAUAUCUAAUGACAAAACUGUUGGAGACCAAUACCGAUGCUGAAAAUUUAUACAAUGAAUCCAUAAUACGAACCAGAAAUGUUGUCGAGCGUCAGUAUGGUGUGUGGAAGAGGCGGUUUCCAAUUUUAAAGAAUGGGAUGCGGGUAAAGUUGGAAACUGCAAUGGAUAUUAUUGUUGCUACGGCUGUAUUGCACAAUAUUGCCCUCGACAUGUCUGAAGACAUCCCAGGGGAAUGGCUAGAAGAUGCUGAAGAGGGAGAAAAUGCUGAAGAGGGAGAUGGCAUUUUGGAAUUGCCAAAUGAAAAUAUUAAUUUUGGUAGACAAUUUAGACAAGUACUAAUAAACCAACACUUUGCUGGACUUUUGUAACUAUCGAACUUGUAAUAUAAUUGUUUGAAAUACCUUUUUAGCUAAAUAAAAAUUUAUUUAUUUGUU